AAAACGGAAACAGGACGUUUACAACUGACUAGCUACACAUUUAGGUCCAGUUUAUUAGUGGUGUUAGCAAAAAGUGUUGUACAAAACAAAGAAACUAUGGUUUGCGACAAUUGUGAGAAGAAGCUGGGCAGGGUGAUAACUCCAGACACCUGGAAGGAUGGAGCAAGGAACACUACAGAGAGCGGUGGGCGGAAGCUGAAUGAGAACAAGGUUCUGACAUCUAAGAAGGCUAGGUUUGAUCCUUAUGGGAAGCCAGGAAAAUCAGGAAAGUCGGGCUUUGGCAUCUGCCGAAUCUGCAAGAGCUCUGUUCACCAAUCAGGAUCUCACUACUGCCAGGGCUGUGCCUACAAGAAAGGGAUCUGUGCCAUGUGUGGGAAGAAGGUUUUGGACACCAAGAACUACAAGCAGACCUCCGUCUGAUAGUCUUCUGACAGGCCACCAGUAUAACCAGAGAAAGAAGGGGAGGAGUGAGAAAGAAAAGGAGGGAAAGGGGAAGGAAGGUGGGCACGAGAAAUGACCGCUUUAUUGUGUAGCAGGCUUGCUUUGACCCUGUCUAAAUCUCUCGUAGCAGAGAUACAGUCAAAGGGUUCUUACUCUUUCCAGCUCUCUCGUGUGUGUGUGUGUGUGUGUGUGUGUGUGUGUGUGUGUGUGUGAUGGAGCCCUCCCUAUUGUACAGAUCCUAUAACCCUCUGCAAUAAGUGGCCAGUACUGUUCCACACACCAAAUCCGAGACUACUUUUAGUUUUAAUACCUGGACUGAUGGCUUCUCUCCGGUCGUGUCAAACCUGCUCUGAUACAGGAGUUUCCUUUUAUCAAUUCAUUGGAAAUUAUAUCAAGUGUCAUGUUUUUGAGUGUAUUAAUAUAAUACAUAUGUAAUGGCAAUUAAAUUAUUAUUCAUCA
Messenger RNA from Oncorhynchus nerka (sockeye salmon), 900 nucleotides. Its product is annotated as cysteine-rich PDZ-binding protein-like. The record is from RefSeq and is a predicted model, not a curated record. Gene Ontology annotation, biological process: cytoplasmic microtubule organization. The transcript is spliced from 5 exons. Gene Ontology annotation, cellular component: dendrite. NCBI's taxonomy places the organism in Eukaryota, Metazoa, Chordata, Actinopteri, Salmoniformes, Salmonidae. The coding region runs from base 97 to 420 and encodes 107 amino acids. Gene Ontology annotation, molecular function: PDZ domain binding; microtubule binding.